AUGCGUAAGUUCCCCGAAUCCAGGUUCCACGGUCCGGGUUCCAGAUUGUAUAAUGAACGCUUACAACAUUACAUUUUUUAUCAAAUUAACGCGCUUUCAAACAAUCUUGAAACUGUGACUAGCCUGGUCAAAGCCCUGUCAGCAAUCACAGAAAAUCUCAACAAUCAAGCCUCUACAGCUGUCAAAGGAACAGGCAAUGAGGAGGAGUUUAAACAAAUAUUUGACAAGUUCGCUAAUCACACCAAGCAGAUUCAAAAUGUAACAAAGAAGUUGAAUAAAACAGUUGGCCAUGUUAACGAGCUGGCAGCAGUAUGGUCAGAGACAACCAUCACAUUUAACAAACACUUCAAAAGCCUAAAAGAGAAAACAGGGCAAACCCAGGAUGACAUAGAAGACUUGGAGAGAAAACUCACCGAGAAAAUUGACAAGUUAGAACAGGAGGUUAAAACUUUAAAAGUUUCUUUAAGUUAUGCCCAAGAAGAAAGUGCAUCGCUCAAGGAGAAGUGGCCCGAAGGUAAAUUCUGCAUCUUGGCAAAUGGCCGCUGCCCACGAGGAUUUCGACGCCACGAGGGGCAUCUCAAGUCAUUGUAUUUGUACUCGUCCCAUUCACAGUUUGUGAACUCGGCCAAAUUUGGAAGCAGUUCUAUUGGUUGCUAUGGUAGCUACUGUGGACAAUACGGCAAUUUCAUUGGCUCUCUCACUUUGAUCACGUGUUGCAAAUAGAAGAUCUAUGACGUAGUCAUCGAAUUACAAACAAAACAACCAGGAAAAUUAAGGAUAAAAGUUUUCCAUAACAAUGCGUUUAAUUGAACAAAGAUUAAAAGUGUCUGGCUCAGCAAUUUCUAA
This is a messenger RNA of Pocillopora verrucosa, 846 nucleotides long. Lineage: Eukaryota; Metazoa; Cnidaria; Anthozoa; Scleractinia; Pocilloporidae. The record is from RefSeq and is a predicted model, not a curated record.